Aedes albopictus (Asian tiger mosquito) is the source of this 1621-nucleotide messenger RNA. RefSeq names its product aquaporin AQPAe.a (gene Prip). The coding region runs from base 593 to 1387 and encodes 264 amino acids. Gene Ontology annotation, cellular component: plasma membrane. Lineage: Eukaryota; Metazoa; Arthropoda; Insecta; Diptera; Culicidae. Gene Ontology annotation, biological process: transmembrane transport. The record is from RefSeq and is a predicted model, not a curated record. The transcript is spliced from 7 exons. Gene Ontology annotation, molecular function: channel activity.
GGCACGAAUAGUGCGAGUUCGUAUGUGGUCCGGCACUGAGGCAGCAGAUAAGUGUGUUCUGUUCGUGCAAUAGGUAGUAGAGCUACUACACCUACCAGAUAAAACGAAGAUAAUUGCGGGAAGUCCAAAACAUAACGAAUCUCCGAGUGAAGGGUUAGACAUUUGGACGGGUAUCACCGGCGUUGUCGAUGGUCAGAACAUUAUCACACAAAGUUGAGCGUCGGUGUAUGGAAGAGUUUCGAAAUCGGAAGGAAAAGACAAUUUAAAGUUACGAACGCGUUUACGAAACAUAGCAGCGGCUGUGUUAUCAAUGGGAUACUGGAGUGAUCUAUAGGUAAUUUGUGCCAAGAGAUAGCAGACGCGCCAAAGUGGAAAACAACAAUUGUACAUAUACCCAAUAAUAGUGUCUGAUAAAGUCACAUAGUGAAAGUAUACCGGUGCGAUACGACACAUUUGUGAAACGAAUUGUUAGAACGGUGCAAUUAAAAAAGUGGAAACGUGCCGACCAAGUACAUAGGGGUACAAUUGCAGUAGCAUUUGGGGGACUUUACAACUCGAGACCCAGCACAACGCUUACAUAAUCGCAUAAGCAAUGGGGACCUCGUACAAGCUAGGAAUGGACGAACUGUCGGGACGGUCUUCCAACAGCGUUUGGAAGGCGCUGGUCGCUGAGUUCAUUGGCAUCUUUAUCCUGAACUUUUUCGGCUGUGCAGCAUGUACACACGCGGCUGGCGAUAAGACUCUAAUUUCUCUCGCCUUUGGAUUGAGCGUAUUCAUGGUUGUAAUGUCCAUCGGACACAUCAGCGGUGGACACAUCAACCCUGCGGUAACCGCUGGCUUACUAGCGGCUGGUAAGGUCAGUGUGGUUCGAGCAAUCUUCUACGUUAUAGCCCAAUGUGCUGGAGCAGUGGCUGGAACUGCUUCUUUGAAGGCACUUUUACCGGAAGCAUACCAAAAUGGCCUUGGCAAUACGGGCCUGAAGGAACAUGUCCAAGACAUGCAAGGUUUGGGAAUUGAGUUCUUCCUGGGUUUCAUCUUGGUAUUGUGCGUCUUUGGCGUUUGCGACGAGAACAAACCGGAUUCACGUUUUGUGGCACCAUUGGCUAUUGGUAUGACGGUUACCUUGGGUCACCUCGGAGUUGUGGAGUAUACCGGUUCGAGCAUGAACCCCGCUCGCUCCUUUGGAACUGCUUUCAUCGGUGACAAUUGGGCCAAUCAUUGGAUCUACUGGGCAGGUCCGAUUCUGGGUGGCGUUUGCGCUUCUCUUUUGUACUGCCAAGUGUUCAAAGCACCUCAACAUGAGCCCGAAUCCGCUUCAGAACGCUAUCGCGUAGCAGCCGACGAAAAAGAGCUGAAACGCUUGGAUGGAAAACGUGACAUGGCCUAAGGAUAUCGAAGCGGCAGGCAGUAUUCCAUCAACAACUAAGUUAUUAAUGCAGUUGAACAAAUAUUCAUUGAUCGAAUAUUUGCAGAGCAAAUAGUUUUAAGUGUUUUACUAAUAGAUUAGGAACAAGUUUUUUAAGCUUACACAGAUGAAAAGUAUAUCUUGUUAAGAAAAAAUACAAAAGAAAUAUUAUAAGUAAGCCGAAUGUGCCACGAACAAAUAAAUUAUUUGAGAACA